AUGGCGGUCGCUUCGGGAGUUCACUCGCCGCUGUCUCUCCGCGCCCACGCUAGCCUCGCGCCUUCCCAUCCUUCCUCUCUCUCUCCCUCAUCCACGUCUCUGUGGAAGGCCUUUAGACGACCAAACCAGGUAUCAAUGGCCGCUCAGGCCGCGUCUCCCCCUCCUCGUUCGGUGGUCGCGAACUGCGCCUCCUCCUUCCCCCACACGGGGCCCCUUUCCGAUUCCUCGAAUAUGAGGUAUGUUCUUCGGAAGUGUAUUUCUAUUUCUUUUUCAUCCUACCUCAGCUUUGAAAAUUCCCCGGGAACAAGAGGAUACAGACGGAUCUACAAUAAUGUUCCCCUGUUCGACGACGAUACUUCCAUAUCGAACGCCCUUUUUUUAGAUUCAAUGGCCUCCCUCUUUUCCUCAGACUCGUGAAGUGGUUAUGCAUUGCACGGUCAUCGUCCUCAUAGUUCUUCUGAGAUCACGUAAUAAUUCAUCCUCUUUCAUCCAUUUCCCCCCAUUUUUUGCUCGUAUCUCAAGCGAGAUUAUUCUGCUCGAUAUCCCAAACAGCUUCUUGUUCUCCGUUGUUUACUGUGCAGAGAGUCGUUCUAUUCCUUCAAAUUUUUCAUUUUGAGCCUUCCAUUUAUCCCUUAUUUCCAAUAAAUGAUUAUUUAAUUUCCAUCUGCAACCAGUUUGUACUUAUGGUUAUUGAAUUACACACUAAGUUUUGAUACCAUUUUUUUCCUCCUAAACCCAGACGAUUUUAGUUUAGUGGAAACUUUGCACCGCUCAUGCAUCUGUUUAUUGCAUUUCUCAGAUCCCAAGCAGCGAAGACGACACCAUUCAGCAUGAUCACCGAGGAGCCAGCCGUCCCCAAGCAGCCGUACAAAUGGCAGAGAGUUCUGUUGAAAGUGAGCGGUGAAGCGCUCGCUGGGGACCAUAAAGAAAACAUAGAUCCAAAGGUCUGUAAGUGGAAGACUUGCAUCAGCGACUCUACCAGGAUCUCGAUUUCGGGAUGUAAAUAAUUUUUCUUUAAUCCCUUUUCAUGCUCGCAUCUAUGACUUUGCAUCCCAUACUGCGAUUCUCUGCAUUCAGGAAGUAUAUCAACGCCAAUAUGUUAUCUACUUAUAUAUUUUCCCUGCCUAUACAUAAAUUUCGAAAGACUUAAUCAAGGUUUACCUGCUGCAUGAUGAAUUUCGAGGCUUAUUUGGUUCUUCCUUACAAAUGUGCGUGGAUUUCAUGCUCCCUCUACCUUGCAGAUCACCAUGGCUAUCGCAAGAGAGGUUGCCUCUGUGACCCGGCUUGGUGUGGAGGUCUGUUUGCCCACGAGAAGGCACAGAUGGAAUCCUGCUUCUUGAUGCUCACAGAGGCCUCUUUUUGCAGGUGGCCAUAGUCGUUGGUGGGGGGAAUAUUUUCCGAGGAUCCUCUUGGGCUGGCUGCAGCGGGCUUGACCGUUCGUCUGCUGACUACAUUGGGUAUAAAUUUUAGAUCAUUUUUAUUUCAUUAAUGUCCAAUUCGGACUACUCUUAGAAAAUUCAAAGUGUUUGAACCAUAUUGGGAUAAAAUUCCAUAAACGGAGAAGCUUUGUUUGGACUGCAGUGACCAUCUUUUUGCUACCAUUGUGAGAUGCUGAUGAACAUCUUUGGCUAGGUUAGGACAUUACUCUGGGCAAUUUAUUUCAGCACAUAAAUAUCAGGGCUGCUCAGCUGAUGGGCUCAGAAGAAAUGCAGAGAUCUCUCUCAAAACCUUAUACCAUGAUACUUAUGAGGAGUUAUAUACCCAUAUUCAAUGUUGCAAGUUUUAUGCCAUAGCAAUAUUUUAUUGGAGAAUUUCUCAGAUGAAUUAUUUUUCUCUCCUAUUCUUCUUGGUUCCUACUUUUCAAAGCAUACUAACAAUGCGGAUCCAAGCUAGGAGAACAAUUUUUUAACUGAAUUUUUGUUCCCAAGGUGGUAAUUAUUAACAUAUCAUAGCUAUUCUUAUUAUUAUAGUCGUUAUUUUUCUCUUUGAUUGAUUCAGCAUGCUAGCGACGGUCAUGAAUGCAAUAUUCCUACAAGCAACCAUGGAGAGCAUUGGCAUCCCCACUCGCGUGCAGACUGCCUUUAGAAUGUCAGAAGUCGCAGAGCCAUACAUACGAAGAAGAGCAGUCAGGCAUUUAGAGAAGGGCCGAGUGGUGAUCUUCGCCGCUGGCACCGGCAACCCCUUCUUCACCACCGACACUGCUGCAGCACUCCGGUGUGCCGAAAGUGAGUCUAAAACCCUAAUCGUAAUCCACGGCCAGAUUUCUUCAUUCAUUCUUUUCUGAAAAUAAAUAACGCGAAAUAUAUAUAAAAAAAUCCGUUUAUUUAUCUGUCAAAUUGUGGGUCAAUUGGGGAAAGAUCCCAAGCAAUAUUUUUUCUUUCAUUCUCUUACCCAUUACUGUGGGCAUAAAUGAGCGAGUCAAGACCCAAACUGUUGUCUUUGGCAAGAUUUCUUCUUUCUCUCUCUACUCCAUCUAAAAAUAUCUGCUCUUUAGCAAGAUUUCUUCUUUGAUGCUCUGCCCAUCUUCAAUGGGUCGUAUAAAACUGUGAGCUUGUUUAUCUCCCCGAAUUGGGUUGAUCAGAUGGCGUGGAUUAACCCUGGCGCCUGAUGGGUUCUAAUGGCACUGCCGUCUGAAUCUUCAGUCAACGCCGAGGUGGUUCUGAAGGCGACGAAUGUGGACGGGGUCUACAGCGACGACCCGAGGAGCAAUUCGGAUGCCCACCUCCUUGACACUGUCAGCUACCAGGAAGUCAUCUCAAGGGAUCUCUCUGUCAUGGACAUGACCGCCAUCACGCUCUGCCAGGAGAACAACAUCCCAGGUUCUCUCUCUCUCUCUCUCUCUCUCUCUCUCUCUCUCUCUCUCUCUCUCUCUCUCAGAUCUUUGAGUUCUGCAGUUGUGGUCUUCAACUUGGCGAAACCAAACAACAUCUCCAAGGCGAUCCUCGGGGAGAGAGUCGGCACCCUGAUCGGCGGGAGCCGAAAUCCCUCCAAUGUGGUUUGA
Messenger RNA from Spirodela intermedia, 3001 nucleotides. Lineage: Eukaryota; Viridiplantae; Streptophyta; Magnoliopsida; Alismatales; Araceae. The record is from the annotation of a GenBank genome assembly.